GCCGCGUGGUUGGUUACUAAGGAGACCAGAGUUGUUUGACAACGGGGGACACGAGACUGGGACCGGAACAACAAAAAACUCUGUGUAGUAAGUUCUCGAUCCAAGAUGGCCCAGGCAGGUGUUUCUCGCCCUGCAUCACAAAUGAGCAUAGGCUCGGCUCGUGUCGGGCUUACUCUGCCGGAGAUUCAGCACCCGAUCUCUCGACUUGGCGACCCCGAUAAAAUCUCCGUCCGCGGCGUCUCGAGGCAAGGCGGCCGCGGGGAGUUGGAAGACCCGGCGCCGCAGAGGCCCCUGGCUUCCGAGAAGGAUUACACCGCUCACAGGGUCCGUACGGCCGACAAAACUCACCGCGCUAAGAAGGAAGCCCUCCCGCCUAUGAAGUAUGAGUCCAUCCCUGAAGGAGUCGAAGUGGUGGAAGCUACGGACCCGAACAAAGCUCGUCUACCUGUGUUCGGUUCGCGUGCAGACAUGGCUAGCCGCGCAGAGAGCCGUGUGAGUGUGGGGAGUCAGGGCAGCGUCAGGAGCGUCCUGUCCCGUCCUUCUACCAGACUCCGCCUGGAGAUAGACGAGCUGGAAAUGCUAUUGCGGGAGAAAAUGAAGGCCGGGUUCUACACCAUGAGGCAGGCUUUCAAAGCGAACGACCCUGAAGGGAAGGGAAUAGUCUCCAAGGAGGCGCUGCUGCACAUUCUGACGUCAUUCCUGGGCCGACCAAUCACGACCAAGCAACUGAAUCAUCUACUUGCAAGGUUGGGCCUUGCCAACAAGAGCGUGAUCAAGUUUGAUGAGUUCUAUGCCGUGUUCCGGGAAUCCGUGUCCUCAGAGUACCCCCGGUGGCUGGACCCCGUACAGCGCCACUUCCAGGACAAAAUCACCAUGUCUUCCACCGCAGUCCACACACAACUCAAGGAGAAAGCUAAAAUGAAGUUCCUGGACCUUGGUGACCUGAUUCCACAGAGCAACCCGGGCGGUUCACUCCGUAUCCUUCCGCCAGAGUUCCGUAACAUCCUGCAGAGAAUGGGCUUCUUCCUGGAGGACGAUGAGUUCGGCAAGCUGUGGAAAAAAUAUGAUCCAGACGACCUUGGCGUCAUCAAAGGUGACUACCUGAUGAAGAAACUCGGCAUCACCUUCAGAGAGAGCACGGCGAGUACGAAGAGGUCCCCGCGGGAGGAGACCGAUGUGAGCCUGCCGCCCACCCCUGCCCCGGCCGCUGUUCCCGCCAUCCAGCCGUCCAAAAGUCCCGUCCCCGCCGAAGAGAAAGCUGGUACUCCACCACCGUCCACAAGAAGGUCCCUGACGAAAGCAGACGUCGAGAGGAAGACAUCACUUGACAUUGAGAACUGGCUGAAGAACAAGUUCAGAGAAGGCUUCAAGAACAUGAAGAGUGAAUUCGCCAAGUACGAUCCUAAGAAGGAAGGAAAGGUGAGCCGAGAUGAUUUCAGCAAAGUUCUGGCGAAGUUUGGCCUCCAGCUAAAGGAAGAUGCACAGUUGGACCAGUUCUUUGCUCGUGUGGGGCUCGGACCGAGCGACGCCCUGUCUUACCGGUACUUCCUCCAGCGUUACCAGGACCGCAGUGAGGCUGGCAUGCCCCAUCAGAUUCUGUCUGACGAGAAGCACAGAUUCAACCGUAGCGAGGGUGCAGGUAGCGUGGCAGCCUACUCAACAGCCACCGGUGCAGAGGCCAAGCUGAUGAACAUGUUCCAGUCUGAGUUCUUGGCGCUACUUGGAACAUUCCAUAAAAUUGACAAGCGAGGAACAGACCUGAUCACACAACAGGAGUUCCGAGCGGCGAUUGAGAGCAGGUUCGGCAUCGAAGUGUCAGAUCAGGACUUUGAGAUCCUCCUGGACAGGGUUCCACUCAACAACGACGGUCUGGUCAAAUAUCCCGAGUUUAUGGCGCAGUUUGACACCAGAGGGGCGGCACCAAGCUUGUUCGACGCAAAGUCCACAAAAACAGCGGUCACCAAGAAGAAGCCAAAGGAAGAAAAGAAGCCCAAGUUGCCAGACCCAGUAGAGCUCGAGUACGAAAAGGGAAGAACCGCUGAACAGCUCUUCGUGGUUAUCAAGAAGCUGAUCACUGAACGGUUCCACGAUGUGGAAGAGGCUUUCUACGAGUUGGACGAGAACAACACCAAACGUCUGACUCAGGACAUGAUGUUCGAUCUCGUCAACAGAUUCAAUCUCCACCCCAAAAUCACGCGUGGCGAGGUACGGCGGCUGUGGGACACUUUCAUCACCAACGUGGACAAGACGCUCGACUAUCUCCAGUUCGUCCGCCAUUUCGGCUACUCUGCCAAGUCUGCUUCCUUCCCCAACGCUAAGAUCUCCCCUCCCAAACGUGGCGACAACGACUGCAUGAUCCGCUCCAGGAAACUCAACUGUGCGGCCGACAUGCUGGAAGACAACCUGCGGGCUAAGGUUGACUACAUGUGGGAUGAACUGCGGAAGGAGUUUCUGGAGAUGGACGUGUACCACACCGGGUUCGUCAGCCGUGAGGAGUUCCACGACGUGCUGACGGAACUGUGCGUACAGCUGUCUGAGUACGAGAAACACGUCCUGGCUGACAAGUUCUCCACCAGGGGAGACGGAAGAGUGUCAUACAUUGAGUUCCUGAAGCCGUUUGCCCUGCGGAAGACAACCUUCCGACACGGUAACAACAUGCUGAACCUGCUGCAGCAUCCGCAGGCAGAACUGCCCAUGAAGGACGUGGUGGACGAUCCCAACAAGGGUCUGGGAGGGAUCACGGCGAGACUAAGGCAAAAGCUGGCGGGAGAUUGGAAGUACCUUCGCCGCGCGUUUAAGAAGCUGGACAGCGACAAUACCGGCUACCUGUCCCUGCCAGAGUUCCGCUCCGUCCUGCGGCUCAGUAACCUCAUUCUAGACGAGGACGAAGUCUACCACGUCAUGUCCAAGUUCGACGAAAACAUGGAGGGAAAGAUCCCCUACAACAGGUUCUUAGAAGACACGUUGAGAAAGAAGCUAGACUCGCCGAGAAAAUCGGUGUCACCCAGGAAGUCCACGGCAUAGAUAGAAAAGAGCUCCGUCCCUAGGGCGUCACCAAAACUGACCAUAAAUUUCACUGAUCGAAAGAAUUGAGCUGUUUUGAUUCAUUCUAGAAUAAUAGAGAAAAAACGUAAACGAUUUUAUAUCAUAAGUUAUCCUGUUUGUAAUUAUUAGGUUUUAUACCUUUACACGGUUGAGAUUGAUAAUUGCAUUGCAAAGUGUAUCUUCUUCAUUAUUCAUUAUUAUUCUGUUCAUCUUAUGUAGUUCUGUCUAGAAGACGAUGUAAACACUAAAGAUUUAUAACGAUGAGAUUUUGAUACAGAAUUUAAAGGGUAAGGGUUAAUUUGUUUCUUAUGAUUAGCAUAUUUUUUCAUCUCAUAAGACAUCAUGUGGAAUGUAACUUUUGUACAGCCUUUUCCAGUUUCUCAUACUAUAUAAUACUUAAAUAGACUUCUUUAUUACUAAACGUACGACCUCUCGAAUCUAAGAACUUUUUACUUGCCAUGGGCUUUCUAUAAUAUUUCUGAUGCCUGUACUUUUUCGUCUAGUGUUCAUUUUGUACCAAUAGUAGUUUGAAAUAUUAUUUUUAUGACAAGCUGGCGAUCGUGUACACUAUCGAGAUUAAUGAGUUUAACGUUUUGAUUGAUUGUAACUAUGUUAUACCAUGCGUUAUAGAUUCUAUAUGCAUUGUCAUACUGCUUCCUAGGUAUGCUAUUAGGAUUCUGCUGAGACAUGGUGGUUGUGUAAUAGAUGUAAGGGUAAAUGAAGCUAUAAGGCAUUGUAGCAUUAAGCUGCUUAUUAUGCACUUUAGAUAGAAAACGACAGUUUGGUCUGAAUGAGUCUUGGAGUGACACUGAAGACUCCGUCCUAUCCAUCCAUGAGGCAUGAUGCUGCUAUUAGUACUGAACAGAAGAGACAAGCCUUUUUGUGGUGAUGGAACAUGUGAAAUAAAUGACACUGUGUAUGCACUACAUUUGU
Molecule: messenger RNA, 3978 nt
Organism: Branchiostoma belcheri (Belcher's lancelet)
Lineage: Eukaryota; Metazoa; Chordata; Leptocardii; Amphioxiformes; Branchiostomatidae
Product: EF-hand calcium-binding domain-containing protein 6-like
Exons: 16
Coding region: 106-3024 (972 amino acids)
Molecular function (GO): calcium ion binding
Source: RefSeq, a predicted model, not a curated record